Messenger RNA from Saccharomyces mikatae IFO 1815, 612 nucleotides. RefSeq names its product Tma23p (gene TMA23). Bases 1 to 612 code for a protein of 203 amino acids. NCBI's taxonomy places the organism in Eukaryota, Fungi, Ascomycota, Saccharomycetes, Saccharomycetales, Saccharomycetaceae. The transcript has a single exon. The record is from RefSeq and is a predicted model, not a curated record.
AUGGAUAGCAAAGAAUAUCUUAUAUCUUAUGGCUGGAAAGAGGGAGAAGCAUUCAAAGAAGGUGGUCUAAAAAGGCCUAUACUGGUAAAGCACAAGAGAGAUAAGAAGGGACUAGGUAAUGCCCCAGGCGGUAAUGAUGGUGAAGCAUGGUGGGAAAGACUUUUUGAUGGACACUUGAAAAACUUGGACGUAAGUACUGAUUCGAGCAAUGGCAGUAUCAAGUUUACCCAAAAUGAAGUGCUCGCAUCUGCUGUAUCAAAAAGUAGCUCGCCUUUAUAUAGGUGGUUUGUUAAAGGGAAAGGUUUGAAAGGAACUAUAGAUAAUUUUGGCGAGAAGAAGGAAACUAAUUUUGUUGUAUCCAGUGCAACUUCAAAUAAGGCGGAGAAGAAGAGAAGCAGGAGUGAUUAUGAUGAUAAUAAGGCUAAGAAAAAGAAGCUUAAGAAAAACAAAAAAAGUAAUGACAAUAGCAAGACUAAAAAGGAGAAGAAAUUUAAGAAAGAAGAUAGAAAAGAGAAGAAGAGCAAGCAUACCAGUAAUGGAGAUGAUAAAUCGAAGCAUAAAAAGUCUAAAAAGUCCAAAAGUUCAAAGAGCAUAAAAACGAAGAAAGUUUAA